Molecule: messenger RNA, 4778 nt
Organism: Phragmites australis (common reed)
Lineage: Eukaryota; Viridiplantae; Streptophyta; Magnoliopsida; Poales; Poaceae
Exons: 27
Coding region: 283-4146 (1287 amino acids)
Source: RefSeq, a predicted model, not a curated record
GACACUUACACGUGGGGCCGAGGAGAACCACAAGAGUACCCACUCGUCGGUCUCCUCCGCCCUAUAACAUCGUGCAGACCAGUAGCCCGCGCGGCCGCUUGCUCCUGCUCCUUCCCCGCUGCCGCGUCGCCUCCGUCGCGGCCCCCCCCUACCGAAACCCUACCCCAGACCAAUCGCCACUGCCGCUGCUUGCUCUUUCCGGCCGCGAACCCGUGCCCUAGCUGUCCCUCCGGGGGUCUGCGAGGCGCUGCGCCCCGGAGCUAGGGUUUAGACCCCGGGCCCAUGGAAUUCGGCGCGGACAGCGCCCGGUGGACGCAUCCGCGAGGCCAGGUCGCUGAGGCGUUGCCGCCGACGCUGUCUGACCGCGGCGAGGUCGCCUCACCCCGCUUCGAUUCGUCUCGUGCCCUAAGAUUGCUGAGAGAGCUUGGCACAAAUGUAACAGAAGAUUUGGUUGUGCUGAUGCCAAAUUUGCUGUCAUUUUUGAAGCAUGAUGAUCCUGCAGUUGUUAAGCAAUCUAUAGCUAGUGGGACAAAUUUAUUUGCUGCUGUAUUGGAAGAGAUGACACUUCAGAUCAACAAGUGUGGAAAACUUGAUGCUUGGCUUGAAAUGAUGUGGGAUUGGAUGAAGCAGUUCAAAGAUGCAGUCCGUGAUGUGAUGCAUGAGCCUGGCCCUAUUGCAACUAAACUACUCGCUGUAAAGUUUGUUGAAACAUGGAUCUUGUGUUUCACGCCUGAAGCUAAUAGUGACCAAACAACUCCAACUGAAGGAAAAAACCAGAGAUUUGAUACUUCACGAUUGUCUCAGUUUCAUCCUAGCCUUGAUCCUGUUGUUCUGGAGGCUGAUGCAAACAGAGCUCUCAUCCUCCUACUGGAUAUUCUGCAAUCAGCUUAUGCUCAUCGAGGGUCCUUCCUACUUGGCACCAUUAAUUCUCUUACAGCAGUUGUGAAGAAUCGGCCAAUUUACUAUGACCGCGUGCUGCCAGUGUUGCUUGAUUUUGACCCUGGCUUGGAGACUGCAAUGGGUGCCCAUGCAGGAAGCCUGCAGUAUUCGCUAAGAACAGCUUUUUUGGGGUUUCUACGGAGUCCUCACCAGGCAAUGAUUGAGUCCAAAGACAUAUUGGUUAGACGGCUUCGUGCUCUAAGCCCUGGUGAAGCAAUAGAGCAAAUUAUUAGGCAGGCAGAGAAGAUGUCUAGAAACAUAGAGCGUGCUUCUCGUGCUAGCAAGGAUGAGCCUCCAACAUGGGAGAUACUUUAUGGAGAUAUUAAUCGGAAGAAGCCUGUUGCCAGAUCAAGUGAUGUUCUUGCUAUGCCUGAUGGCAUAGCUAAGAGAGCAAGAUUUGACACAUCUGCCACUUCAAAUCUGCCAGUUCAGGGAUACUCUGAUUAUUAUGUUAUGCAGGUUGACAAUGAUGCCAAUUUAGGUCAUUUGUCUGAUCCAGCUAUCUUGAAUAGUGAUGUAUCUCCUGUUGAGAAGAUGAUCGAAAUGAUUGGCGCUUUACUUGCUGAAGGAGAACGAGGAGCUGAAUCCCUUGGUAUUCUUGUCUCAACAGUAGAGACAGAUGUCAUGGCUGACAUUGUAAUAGAAACAAUGAAACAUCUACUGGAACCUCCAUUUCCUUUAGCAACAAAUAACGGUGUUCAGCAACCAAUUUUUAAAUCUUCCUCCGGUCUCUCAACAGAGAGCCUGCCAGCCAAUUCAGACUCGUUGCUGUUCGCUGCACAAUUAACACACACAGCAGAUGGAGUCAGCAUGUCACCAUCUGAUGCCUUUGUUAUGCCUAGUGUUCAUGAUGCUAAGCGUGACCCGAGAAGGGACCCUCGUCGCCUUGAUCCACGGGGGACAGUUUCAUCUGCUGCUACAAAUUCGAUACAGGUGAAGGUGGAAACGAAUAAUAUGCAUCAAACGGAUAAUUUGCCAAAUACACCUUGCUCCAAUUCUGGGAAGGCUGAAAACUAUUCGGAUUAUUCAGGAGAUUUACCUAAAACUGAAGAUGAACAGCAUACAUCUUCUCAGCCCAAUCAAACAAUUGCCAGAGACAAGUCUGAGCCUCUGGAUGUUGCCACCGAACCAGAGCCAACCUUUGAAGUCAUGGCACCAGUGGAUGUCGGGUUUCAAUCUUCUGACGUUGAUGAAGAAAUGGUCAAUCCCUUGUCUUCAGAAAUUACUUCAGUUGAUGAAUCUGAUAGUGUAGACCUGGAGGUUUACCCCUUUUUACCAGUUCCCACGGCAUCAACACUGGAAGAUACUGGUCAUGACUUGCCGGUUAUUCCAUCUCAUUUGGAAUUAAGCGACAAAGAGAAAAUCUCAAUGAACAAAGUAGCCAUUAGGCGAAUAAUUGACGAUUACAAGAAAAACAAUCUUAAUGCAAGAUUUUCUUUGGUUGCUCAUUUGAUUGCCCAGAGUGCUGCUGAUGAUAAUAUUAUGGAUUUGAUUCAGAGGCACAUUAUUUUUCACUCUAAUGAUCAGAAGGGGCACGAACUGGCAAUGCAUGUGUUGUAUCAGCUGCAGAGUAUCAGUGUUGCUGAUCUGCCAGAAUGCUCUACGUCUACUUCUAAACAUUAUGAGAAGUUCUUUAUAUCACUUGCGAGGUCCUUGAUUGACUUGCGGCCUGCUUCAGACAAGUCUUUUAGCAAACUUCUAUGUGAUGCACCAUAUCUGCCAGAGUCUUUGUUUAGAUUACUAGAGGGUCUUUGCAUGUCACAAAGCGACAACCAACAAAUAAAGGACGGGUAUGGUGACCGUGUCACCCAAGGCCUUGGAACUGUAUGGAGCCUUAUCUUGGGGCGGCCUUCACUUCGACAUGUUUGCUUGGAUAUUGCUCUGAAGUGUGCCGUCCACUCUCAAGAUGAAGUCAGGGGAAAGGCAGUUAGAUUGGUUGUAAAAAAGCUAUGUGAUCUAACAUAUGCAACAGAAAAAAUCGAGCAGUUCGCCACAGAAAGUCUUGUGGGAGUUGCUAAUGAGCAUGGUGUGGACACAGAUAUUAAUAUAACAUCCUCAAAAGAAUGUACAGCUGAGUUUGAGGUAGGCAGUCAGGAAACUUCAGUUAGUGUCUCCCAGAUUCCAGAUGCUGGAUCUUCUGAAAGUGGGUCACCGAAACAAUCAGCAAUAUCUGUAUCUGAGGCGAAACGCCAUACUUCAUUGUUCUUUGCACUUUGCACAAAGAGGCCUAGCCUUCUUCAACAUCUGUUCAAUGUUUAUGGAAGGUCUCCAGAAGUUGUCAAGCAGUGUAUCCAUUGGCAUAUACCCAGCCUUGUAAGAAAUCUGGGGUCCUCAUGUUCUGAGAUGCUGGACAUCAUUCAUAAUCCACCUGAAGGCAGUGAACAUCUUGUUACCAUGAUACUGCAAACAUUGACCGAAGAAUCAAAUCCUUCAGCCAACCUAGUUGCCGCUGUUAAACAUUUAUAUAUGACCAAGCUGAAGGAUGCAUCUAUUCUCAUUCCUUUGCUGUCUUCAUUUCCAAAGGAAGAGGUAUUGCCCAUAUUUCCGAGGCUAGUUGAUCUACCGAUUGUCAGAUUCCAAGAUGCACUUGCUCGGAUAUUGCAGGGAACAGCUCAUACCGGUCCAGCAUUAACUCCUGCUGAAGUUCUGAUUGCAAUUCAUGAUAUUAACCCUGAAAAGGAUAAAGUUGCCCUAAAAAAGGUCACAGAUGCUUGCACAGCUUGCUUUGAGCAGCGUACGGUAUUUACUCAGCAAGUUUUGGAAAAAUCACUGAAUCAAUUGGUUGACAGAGUACCAAUUCCUCUUCUUUUUAUGAGAACAGUUAUUCAAGCGCUUGAUGCAUUCCCAGCUUUGGUUGAUUUUGUCAUGGGGAUACUCUCCAGGCUCGUCAAUAAGCAGAUAUGGAAAAUGCCAAAGCUGUGGGUUGGGUUCUUAAAAUUGACAUUCCAGACUCAGCCACGCUCUUUUGAUGUCUUAUUACAGCUACCUCCACAACAGCUUGAAUUUACGUUGAAUAAGCAUCCCAAUCUUCGAACACCUCUUUCUUCAUUUGUUAAUCAGUGCAACAUGCAGAACACCUUGCCCAGACAGAUUUUGAAAGUUCUGGGCUUCUUUAACGAACCACAGCAGGCACCAAUGUCGUUUGUGCCUGCUACAUUACAAACAACAGAUGCGACAUCCUCUCUUCCUGGUGCAACCCUAAUGUGAAAUAUGAUGAUGCAGUACCAAUCAGAUGCAAUAAAGUUCCAUGCACAUACAGAGCCUUGUAGACAGUAGUGAUACUGCAGAACGGAUGAAGAUGCUUUCUCUGAUGUGCCUGCAAUUUGUAAUGACUGGAGUCGCUGUAAGCAACUCCACAAGAUAUUGACAGGAGCCACUGAGAUGAUUGUUUGGAGAGAAGUACACAGUGUAUGUGCUGGCGUGUUUACUCCUGUGAGUGGAAGUCAACCCAAGUUGUACAGUAGCUGUACUGUUAUGGUAAAAAAUGUAGUUCCAUCGUCAGUUCAAGGAGUCCUGCAAUUGCAGGUUGAGGCAAAGCAAAAGAACAGAGCCUAUGCUAUUUACAGGAAAGUAAGCGGUAUUACCUGAUCACCAUCGUGUCUUCCGCCAAACAAAGAAGUCGGAUUGCAGAAGCUGCACUCCUUUUAUAGGGACCGGCAUUUGACUAAUUUACUCUAACCAUUGCUGUAACAAUUUGUCUGUACAUUAUUGAAUUGUGUUCGCUGCUUGUGUCAGCAAACAUAUGGUUUUCUAUUGUUUAGUUAUGGUCCCCGACGACAAUAAUUUUUCGUCAUGAGAAGCUGCUAAUCAAGAAAAGCGACAAAUAUUGGCGUUGUUAA